Messenger RNA from Saccostrea cuccullata (small rock oyster), 1149 nucleotides. RefSeq lists its product as uncharacterized. NCBI's taxonomy places the organism in Eukaryota, Metazoa, Mollusca, Bivalvia, Ostreida, Ostreidae. The record is from RefSeq and is a predicted model, not a curated record. Bases 1 to 462 code for a protein of 153 amino acids. The transcript has 5 exons.
AUGACAGUGUUCACUAAAAUGAAAUCAUUGAAUUGGAUUCUUGAACCAGAGCCAUGUGAACCUGGUCCACCUGUACCUCUCAUUGAAGACCUGUUAACAUCACCAGAGUAUGUUCAUUCUGAUACCCCUAUGGUAUGGUUACAGCAUGCAUUAUCCCUGAAUCCAUUAAAAGAGCUGCAUUGGCAACGAAACAACCCAAUGUGGUCGAUUGUAAGGAAAUAUAGCAUAUCAGCUUCCAACUUUGGUGCAGUUCUCAGUUCUAAGCAAAGGCGAUUGACAUUGUCACUGAAGAAACAGCUGAUGUCGGCUUACAAUCUGGAGUCCAUCAAGGCUGUUGCAUGGGGUAUCACUCAUGAAGAUGAUGCUUUGAGAAAGUAUGAAAAGGACUUUGAUGCAGCUGUAGAGCAGUCAGGAUAUGGUUGCAUGAAUCCGGAGUGUUGGGAGCUUCACCUGAUGGCUUAGUUGUUCGACCACCAACAUGCAGUGUAUUUUAUCAAACCCCAGAAGCCAAAGACGCCAUUCCUGAUAUUGUAGAGGUGAAGUGUCCAUAUACAGCAUUGUCUUCAACAGUAGCAGAUGGGGCACAAAAUUUGAAGGAUUUUUCAUAGAUCUUAAACAAGAUACCCUGUGCCUGAAAACCAGUCACCCAUACUAUCAUCAAAUUCAAGGCCAGCUACACAUAUGUAACAAAACAUUCUGCGACUUAAUUGUGUGGACAAGAGUAGACUGCAUUGUGAUUAGAAUAGUAAAAGACAUUGAAUGGACAGCAAAUGUUCCAAAGCUGAUAGAUUUCUACAUUAACAUUUUCAUUCCAGCACUGAUGGAAAACUGAGUUCUGGUUUGAACUUCUUGACACUUAGUUUUGUACCUCUAGAAUUUUCUAACAAUGGAAAAUGGGUAAUCAUGUUAAAUGUGUUGAAUGUUCCUAAGUCUCAUAAAUGUAUGAUAUGAUAUGUCACAAUCCAUCAUAAAACUUCUGGCUUAUAAGACUAUUUUAAAUAGCAAUGAUGAUUAAUAAAAUCUAUGUACUACAUAAAAAAAGAAUAUCAAAAUUUAGAAUCAUUUUAUUAAUGAAUUGAAGAUGUUAUUCUCAAAGUGAAAAUGUAACAUUUUUGUCUUUCUUAAUAGAUAAAUUGUUGAAAACAUGAA